UGAAACUAACCAAUGACGUUGAGGAGGUAGUGCCUUGAUCCUUCACGAAAGCUAGGCUGGAGCCCAUACACACUUAGUCGAGGGAUUGAAGGCGAUCCUGUAACACACACACCUUGUCCAGGACUGGCUGCUGUUGAGUGGACCCUCUGAAGCCUUAAGCAAAUAUGGAGAACUUAGAGUGGGUUGACCGAGGCUACGGGAAGAACAACGUGAAGCUCCUGCACGUGCGUCGUGACGGCCCCGUCCACUCCAUCAAGGAGUACGAAGUCAACACCCAGCUCACCCUCGAAACGGACAAGGAUUACAUCCAUGGCGACAACUCCGAUAUCGUGGCGACCGACUCUCAGAAGAACACUGUUUACAUCUUAGCCAAGAAACACGGGGUGACCUCUCCGGAAGCCUUCGCUCUGCUCUUGAGCUCACACUUCCUCAACAAGUAUGCCCACGUGAACAGGGUGACCAUUGACGUGGAGGAGUACCCGUGGCGCCGUCAGGUGAUGGAUGGUCGUGCCCACAACCACGCCUUCGUCUACUCUCCAGAGUACCACCAUACCUGUAGGGUGGUACAGAGGCGUGAAGAGAAGCCGGAAGUGACGACGGGUCUGCAGGGGCUGCGGGUGCUGAAGACGACACAGUCCGCCUUCAUUAACUUCGUCAGUGAUGAGUUCCGGUCCCUGCCGGACAUGAAGGACCGCAUCUUCUCCACCAUCAUCUCCGCCUCCUGGCAGUACAACACCGUCGAAAGCGUCGACUUUGGCAAAAUCUGGAUAAUGAUACUGAAACUGAUCAACGACAAGUUCGCAGGACCGCCUGACACUGGCAUCUUCUCUCCCUCCGUCCAGAACACCGUCUACCUCAUUCAGAAGGCCGCCCUCGAGGAGAUACCGGAGAUAUCCAAUAUUAUGGUGACGCUGCCCAACAAGCACUACUACAGCGUGGACCUGAGCAAGUUCAAGGAGGUGGGAAGCAUGGAGAACAACGAGGUCUUCCUCCCGGUCGACAAGCCUUCCGGCAACAUCAUGGCGGUCAUGGGUCGCAAGAAUCAGUCCAAACUAUAGACACUCGAGCACCACCUAAGAUAUACCAUAACUACAAGGCACAAUUUUAAGCUUUAUUUGGAUUUAAUUUACUGGAAGAUAUAUUGCAGGCAUAAAGUAGACUUAAUCCAAAAGCCUUUUCCUAAUUAUCAUAAUUUGUUAUUGAUGUCAAUUGUUAUUUGUUAGCUUUCUAAAUGAAGUGCAUGAACCAUGUAAUUUACAUGCUCAUGCUGCAUAGAAACAUUAAUUUUCUUAACGUUAAUUGCUCUCGGCUAAGGUUGAUAAUUGAAACAAAAAAAUCCUUACUAUAAAUCUCAUGUCAAUUAACACAGACUCACAGCUAAUGUAAAGUUAAUCCCUGUUCAACUGGUUAGAAAGUAAUUUUAAAAUACAUAUCCAAUUCUUUGGUUAAUAAAGGUGAUGUGAUUUAAUGAGAAUGAAAAGUAUGAUCUCCACAUAUCACGAGAUAAUGCAAACACAAUAAGAAUAAAAGUUGUCGCUGAAUCAAAA
Molecule: messenger RNA, 1547 nt
Organism: Procambarus clarkii (red swamp crayfish)
Lineage: Eukaryota; Metazoa; Arthropoda; Malacostraca; Decapoda; Cambaridae
Gene: Uro
Product: Urate oxidase
Biological process (GO): urate catabolic process; purine nucleobase catabolic process
Cellular component (GO): peroxisome
Molecular function (GO): urate oxidase activity
Source: RefSeq, a predicted model, not a curated record